AUGGAAGGCAAAUCGUACCAGAGGCUACCGCGGGUCAAAAUCCGUGAAAUGCGUGACGACUACAUGAAGUUCGAGCUCCGCGACACCGACGCCAGCGUCGCCAACGCGCUCCGGCGAGUGAUGAUCGCCGAGGUCCCCACCGUCGCCAUCGACCUCGUCGAGAUCGAGAUCAACUCGUCCGUGCUUAACGACGAGUUCAUAGCCCACAGACUCGGCCUCAUCCCAUUGACAUCCGACCGAGCCAUGAGCAUGCGCUUCUCACGUGACUGCGACGCCUGCGACGGCGACGGCCAGUGCGAGUUCUGCUCCGUCGAGUUUCAUCUUCGCGCCAAGUGCCAUUCCGACCAAACCCUAGACGUCACUAGCAAGGACCUUCUCAGCUCUGACCACACCGUCGUCCCCGUCGAUUUCUCCGAUUCCGCCGGCAUGGAAUCUUCCGAACAAAAAGGGAUUAUCAUUGUGAAGUUGCGAAGGGGGCAAGAGCUGAGGCUAAGGGCCAUUGCCAGAAAGGGGAUUGGCAAAGAUCAUGCCAAGUGGUCACCUGCAGCCACUGUCACUUUCAUGUACGAACCCGAUAUUCGAAUCAAUGAGGAGUUGAUGGAUAUGUUGACUCUUGAUGAGAAGAAGGCUUGGGUUGAAAGUAGUCCUACCAAAGUCUUUGACUUUGAUCCUAAAACCGAGAAGGUCGUGGUGAUUGAUCCUGAAGCAUACACCUAUGAUGAUGAAGUGAUCAAGAAAGCAGAAGCUAUGGGGAAGCCUGGGCUUGUGGAUAUCAUUGCAAAAGAAGAUAGUUUUAUUUUCACAGUGGAAUCUACUGGUGCGGUCAAAGCUUCUCAGUUGUUACUCAAUGCCAUCGAAGUCCUGAAACAGAAACUGGAUGCAGUGCGCCUUUCUGAGGAUACUGUAGAAGCUGAUGAUCAGUUUGGUGAAUUAGGUGCUCAUAUGCGAGGAGGAUGA
Messenger RNA from Prunus armeniaca (apricot), 957 nucleotides. Lineage: Eukaryota; Viridiplantae; Streptophyta; Magnoliopsida; Rosales; Rosaceae. The record is from the annotation of a GenBank genome assembly.